GAGAGGUCAAGGUUCAAGACACCUGGGGGUGGACAUGACCCUUCACCCCGACAAUGACGACCUCACACACCGCAAUAAGUACUUCACAUCCUCAGAUGAAGACCUGAUUAAACGGAUCCUGGCGGACGGCCAGCUGCAGGUGUCUCAUCUCUGUGACCCCCAACACUUCUUCUCCCAGACAGCAGACAGCGAGACGGCCGACCUGUCCAGUAUCUUUGGUGAUAAGACAGAGGUGGUCCUCCUUCAGAAGAUGAAUGAACCGCUGUCCCUCGGAGCUGUCAAGAGGGAGCCCCCUAGAACAGCCUUCACCUCACGCACAGUUGUAACAGACGUGUGUAGUCCGAGGCGUUUCCCUCCCUGGUGUGGGCAGGCAGCUCUAUGGGGCAGCUGGUCGGGGCUUGUCCUAGCCAAUGGGCUGUCAGUGUGGGCAGGAAGAGGCUUCAGUGAUGCCGGUGGCUCUGAUGUGGCUCAUUUCCUGUAUCGGUAGCUUCCUGUCCUCCUGCUUGCUGCUGGAGCCAAUCAAGGUGCUACUAGAAGGCCUGUACUUUGCCCUGUGGGUGAAGAGGCUCCGUCCAGAGGAGCAGGAUGUCCUGGUGGAGUGUCCUCGUGUUGACAGAGUUGUCCAGCGUGUCCCCAGAGUCAGACCACCCCAAGGCUUCGCUCUGUCCCAGGCCAGACAGCAGGCCCGCAAGGUCCACAUGCUGCACAACAUGCUCAAGGU
Messenger RNA from Oncorhynchus masou masou (cherry salmon), 721 nucleotides. RefSeq names its product polycystin-1-like. Gene Ontology annotation, biological process: calcium ion transport. Bases 35 to 487 code for a protein of 150 amino acids. The transcript is spliced from 5 exons. The record is from RefSeq and is a predicted model, not a curated record. Gene Ontology annotation, cellular component: plasma membrane. Gene Ontology annotation, molecular function: monoatomic cation channel activity. Lineage: Eukaryota; Metazoa; Chordata; Actinopteri; Salmoniformes; Salmonidae.